CUUCCGGCGGCGCACAGAUGACGUACGUGGGCGCGCCAGGCCGCGUGGAGGUGAUACGGCUGAUGGAGGUCAGCGAGGGUGGUAGCUGCACCAGUCUCUCGUCAUGUAGAGACUGGGCUGCUGAGCGACUUUGGAAUCACUUGCUAGGGGUCUUACCUCCCUCCCCUCCCCACCAUGGCAGUUCGCUUGAUGAAGCAGUGCACAUGCCUGCUGAGAGAAGCUACCCGCCUAAUCCCUGCCAGUGCUCCACUCGGCCAACUGAGACUUGCUGGAGUGGCCUGUAAGACUCUGACCUCCUCAGUCACCUCGGCCAGUUCCCCCUCCUCAGGUUCCUUGACGGAGCUGUUGGGGAGAGAGCAAGUGUUUACUGCCUACCCGGAGCACCAGGAGGUGGACUCCCUCAUUGAGAAAGCCACCAGGCCAGAGGAACUGCUGGAACUGCUAGGUGGGGAUCACAGCCUGCACAACAAUCAUGCGGCCCUCAUCCUCAUCCGCCUCUCUUACCUGCUGUCUGAGAAGCCAAAGGAGAAGGCCUUGCUUAUGGAGGAUGCUCGCUUCCAGCAGCUUCUCCGGCUGGUAGACAGUCAGAUAUCUUCGAUCUGGCAUGGGACCCUUGUGAAGCUGCUGCGGAGCCUGUAUACACUAGGGCUUCCUCAGACCUCCAAGGAGCUGCGGUCAGUGGAGCAGGAGGUACGCUGGCGUCUGCGCAGGCUCAAGUACAAGCAUUUGGUCUUCCUGGCUGAGGCCUGUGCCUCCUCCAUGCGGGAGCAGCACUCCCAAGAGCUGAUGGCUGAGCUGCUGAUGCAUCUGGAAAGGCGUUGGACAGAGAUCAAUGACAGCCGUACGGUGGUGACCAUGAUGACGAAGGCAGAGCACCUCUCAGAGUCACUGAUAAACCACGUGGAAGACAAGUGCCUGGAGCUGGUGGAGCAGUUUGGCCCUGAUGAGCUUCGGAAGGUGCUAAUGUCGCUGGCAGCACAGAGCCGGCGGUCAGUGCCCCUGCUGCGGGCCAUCUCCUACCACUUGGUACAGAAGCCCUUCCCGUUGACGAAAGGCAUGCUCCUGGACCUGGCCUACGCUUACGGUAAACUCAGUUUCCAUCAGACCCAAGUGUCCCAGCGCCUCGCUGCUGACCUCCUACCCUUCAUUCCCAGCAUGACCCCUGGCGAGGUGGCCCAGUGCGCCAAGUCCUUCGCCUUCCUCAAGUGGCUCAACCUGCCUUUGUUUGAAGCCUUUACACAGCACCUCCUGAGCAGAGCUCAGGACGUCUCCCUAGCCCAUCUGUGCAGUGUGCUUCUUGCUUUUGCCCGUCUGAACUUUCAUCCUGAGCAGGAGGAUCAGUUCUUCAACUUGGUGCACGAGAAGCUGGACACCAUGCUGGGAAGCCUGGAGCCAGCCCUGCAGGUGGACCUGGUCUGGGCACUGUGUGUGCUGCAGCAGGUACGAGAAGCAGAGCUGCAAACAGUUCUCCAUCCUGGACUUCACACACGGUUUAUAGAAAGCACAUCUGCAAAGGAUCAGAGUACCUUCCAGAAGUUGGUGCACAUCAACACCACGGCCCUGCUGGAGCACCCUGAAUAUAAAGGCCCUUUCUUGCCAGCCUCAGCUGUAGCACCCACUCCCUUGUCCUCUAGCAAGAAGAUGACACCCCUACAGAAGGAGCUGCAGGAGACACUGAAGGCCCUGCUGGAGAACGCUGACCAGGGCGGCCUGGAGGUGGCCACACAGUAUGGCUGGGUGCUGGAUGCAGAGGUACUCCUGAGUGCUGAUGGCCACUUUCUGCCCCUAAGAGAUUUUGUGGCUCCUCACCUUGCCCAGUCAGUUGGGAACCGGCCACUACCCCCUGGAGCUAAAAGGAUCGCUUUCCUACGCUGGGAGUUCCCCAACUUCAACAGCCGAAGCAAGGACUUGUUGGGCCGUUUUGUCCUGGCCCGUCGACAUGUUCUGGCUGCAGGCUUCCUAGUGGUAGAUGUCCCGUAUUAUGAAUGGCUGGAUCUCAAGUCUGAAUGGCAGAAAUGCGCCUACCUCAAGGACAAGAUGCGGAAAGCAGUGGCUGAGGAGCUAGCCAAAUGACCUUUCACUUCAGUUCAGACUGCUUAGAGACCAGCAGGGAGUGCUGGCCACCAGAGUCCUCAUCCGUAAGGGUGAACCAUCUCUGAAGGGCCUUGGCCAGCAGCUCCAAGGACAGGUGGUCCUAAUAAAUCUUUUGUUUUGGUGGAGGCCAGAUAUCCUCCUAGGCUCUGUCUGUUCUCUCUUCUCUCCUUUAUUUUGGAAACACACCUCUGUCUCUUUGCCCAGCUCUCCAGGGUUCUACCCAGUGUGCUCACCUCCAACUCCCCAA
Molecule: messenger RNA, 2341 nt
Organism: Acomys russatus (golden spiny mouse)
Lineage: Eukaryota; Metazoa; Chordata; Mammalia; Rodentia; Muridae
Gene: Fastkd4
Product: transforming growth factor beta regulator 4
Exons: 11
Coding region: 175-2073 (632 amino acids)
Biological process (GO): regulation of mitochondrial mRNA stability; mitochondrial RNA processing
Cellular component (GO): mitochondrial matrix; ribonucleoprotein granule
Molecular function (GO): RNA binding
Source: RefSeq, a predicted model, not a curated record